CGUGGUCUCCGGACCGACAGACGGGGGUUCUGGUUGUGACGGUGAUUAGUCCCGGACCAGCUCAGCCCCCCACCCCGGACUACGAGCCCGGCCGUCCGGACCCGUGUCCGCGGGUAGAGCAGGGCAGUGUACUGGCUGCUGGGAUGAUGCUACAGGGGCUGCCAGCAGACGGUACCGGCCCCAGGCUCAGCCCCCUGGUGGCGCUGGAGCUGGCCGCUGACGCCAAAGAGGAGGCCGUGGCCUGGUUGCUGGGCAGGAUAAGAGACAAGCAGCAGAAUGGAGGCGCUGAUCUUCUGGUGGAGCAGCUGGGUCCUGGAGCCGGAGCGCAGGAGAAGGACAACCCCAACAUGUUUGUGGUGGGGGCGUCCAGGCAGAGGCUGCUCUCCGGGGCCGAGGACGUGGGUCUCUUCAAGGAGUACAGCGAUGGAUCCAUGAGGGCCUUCACAUGCACCAACAAACACCAGUUCAAAGACUUUAAAGGGGACGGAGACAGCUUCCUCAGCACCGCCGAGUGCCAGUACGUCAUCAAACAUGAACUAGACACACUACGAGCCAAAGAUGAGACGCACGUACCCGGAUACAGCCAAGCAAAGCUCUACCCUGGGAAAUCCAUCAUCCGCAGAUUACAAUCCAAAGGAAUCCUGAUCCAAGUUUUUCCUCUCCAUGAAAGUGAAGAACUGAAGAGACUUUCUUUUACUUGGUAUAAAAGAGUCAAGUUGUCCUUCCAGCCGCUCGAUGAGAUCAGACACUACUACGGAGAGGGCCAGGCUCUGUACUUCAGCUUCCUGGAGUACUUCACCCUGGCCCUGCUGCCCAUGGCCCUCAUCGGCCUGCCCUACUACCUGUUCGACUGGGACGACUACGACAAAUACGUGGUGUUCGCCGUGUUCAACGUGGUCUGGUGCACCGUCAUCCUGGAGCUGUGGAAGCGCUGGAGCGCGUCUCUGGCCUACAAGUGGGGCACUCUGAGCAGGAAGAAGGCCUUCGAGGAGCCGCGCUCCGGGUUCCACGGCGUGCUGGGCUUCAACCCGGUGACGGGCCGCGAGGAGCCCACCUACCCCAACGCCCGGCGCCUGCUGCGCAUUUACCUGGUGUCCCUGCCCUUCGUGCUGCUCUGCCUCUACCUGUCCCUGUACGUCAUGAUGAUCUACUUCCAGAUGGAGGGCUGGGCGCUCUCCGUGCACGACGCCGAUCCCGGAUUCUGGACCGGAGUGCUGCUGUUCGUCCCCAGCAUCAUCUACGCCGUCGUCAUCGAGAUCAUGAACCUCAUCUACAGAUACGCUGCCGAGUUCCUCACCGGCUGGGAAAACCACCGGCUGGAGUCGUCGUACCAGAACCACCUGGUUCUCAAGGUGUUGGUGUUCAACUUCUUCAACUGCUUCGCCUCGCUGUUCUACAUCGCCUUCGCCAUGCAGGACAUGGUGCUGCUCCGACAGAGUCUGGCCACGCUGCUGAUCACCAGCCAGAUCCUGAACCAGUGCAUGGAGGCUUUCCUCCCGUACUGGCUGCAGAGGAGACGCAACAAGAAGAUGAUCCGCAGAGCCCAGAAGAGGAGGAGCACGGAGGGCAGGGAGCUGCUCCUGAAGGAGCAGGUCUGCCUGGAGGCCGACAUGAGCACAUACCUGGGCACGUUUGACGACUACCUGGAGCUGUUCCUGCUGUUCGGCUACGUGAGCCUGUUCUCCUGCGUGUAUCCUCUGGCGGCGGUGCUGGUGGUGCUGAACAACAUCACCGAGCUCUACUCCGACGCCUUCAAGAUGUGCCACGUGUUCAAGCGGCCCUUCUCCGACCCCGCUGCAAACAUCGGGGUGUGGCAGCUGGCCUUCGAGGCCAUGAGCGUGAUCGCCGUGGUUACCAACUGUGCUCUGAUCGGCCUGUCCCCACAAGUGAAGGGAUACUUCCCUGAGUCCGACACGCAGCUCAUACUGUGGACGGUGGCUGUGGAGCACGGGCUCCUGGCUUUCAAGUUCAUCCUGACCUUCCUCAUCCCAGACGUCCCCAAACACAUCCAGAUCAAGCUGGCUCGCCAGGAGUUCGAGUCCCUGGGGGCCCUCAAGAAAAAGGCAGGCAGAAGACGUUUCUUAGCACUGGCUGAGUCCACCUGCAUGCAAUGAAUAAACUAAUUAUCAGCCAAUCUCUCUCAUACUUAUACUUGUAUGAGCCCUUACCCUGCCUGUUUUAACUUCUUCUUUAUUCACCCAGUAAUACAAAACAAUGGUAUUAGGUGGAAGGUGGAGAUAAUACAGCACGUCUGACAUAAUACCUUUGUUCACUGACUACGUUUACAUGCAGUCAAUAACCCUUUUCUAACCGGAAUAUUCGCACGGCCAUGUAAACACCAAUAACCCCUUUGAGUAACCGGAAUUUGCACAUAUUCCUGUUUUUAAAAAGCCCAAUAUGAGCCCUGGGUUACUCCUUUUCUAACUGAAUAUUGGGUCAUGUAAACACCAAACGGAAUAUCCCCAUCAAACGGAACAUGAAUGUGUUUUCUGCACAUGCUCUGUUCACAAGGAAUCCUGGUCUUUUGAGUCCAGGAAGUUCUUAUAAACACGGAGAAACACAAGACCAGGAGGAGACUAAUCACUUCAUAAAUGUAAUGAAGGAUAUGAACAUUUCUGCAUUUGUAGACGGUAGAAAGUACCGGGAUAGAAGAUUUACAAGAAGGUGAGAGGAAAGUUGCGUGAAGCAGCAUUUGUUUUGAAUUUGGAUACAUGAAGAAGAAGUAGAAAUGACAGGAAUUGCGUCAUCACGUUCUCCGUGCGUCUCUGGUUUGAUCCAGAUAUCCCAAAUGAUUAAUUACCAUGUAUACAGGGAUAACCCUGUUAGCUCACGCAUGGAAACAGAUUAUUCCCAAUGUUUCAGUAACCGGAAUAUUGACCUUAACCAGAAUUUUGACUGCAUGUAAACGCAGUCACUGUUCUAACUUCCACCACAGUCCAUUACAUUUUGGAGCUUUUACCUUUAAACAAUCCCCAAACUAAAGGAAAUACCUUAAAGAAUAAUCCUACACAAAACAAUUUCUAGAAUAUAUAUUUAUUGUGUUGUCAAACAUCUGACAAUUAUGCCGCCUCUUUAGCGCGCUCUGGAGCUAGUUAAGUAUAGACUGCAAAAACUCAAAAUCUUACCAGGAAUAUUUGUCUUGUUUCUAGUUCAAAUGUCUCAUUUUUAGUCAAAAAAUCUCAUUACACUU
This is a messenger RNA of Cololabis saira (Pacific saury), 3190 nucleotides long. Its product is annotated as anoctamin-10-like. Gene Ontology annotation, molecular function: chloride channel activity. Gene Ontology annotation, cellular component: plasma membrane. Bases 144 to 2114 code for a protein of 656 amino acids. Gene Ontology annotation, biological process: chloride transmembrane transport. Lineage: Eukaryota; Metazoa; Chordata; Actinopteri; Beloniformes; Belonidae. The transcript is spliced from 14 exons. The record is from RefSeq and is a predicted model, not a curated record.